This is a messenger RNA of Alnus glutinosa, 963 nucleotides long. RefSeq names its product MDIS1-interacting receptor like kinase 2-like. Lineage: Eukaryota; Viridiplantae; Streptophyta; Magnoliopsida; Fagales; Betulaceae. The transcript has 2 exons. Gene Ontology annotation, biological process: protein phosphorylation. The record is from RefSeq and is a predicted model, not a curated record. Gene Ontology annotation, molecular function: protein kinase activity; ATP binding. Bases 51 to 950 code for a protein of 299 amino acids.
ACAAACAAGACGAGAACUUGUAUACGGCAUUAACCCUCGAUGGGAGAAAGAUGUACGAAGAAAUCAUAGCAGCCACUCAGAAUUUUGAUGCCAUGUAUUGCAUUGGGAGUGGUGGAUUUGGAAGCGUCUAUAAAGCAGAGUUGCCAUCGGGUAAUAUUGUAGCUGCAAAGAAAAUCCACACCUUAUGUGAUGGUGAUCAUGUGACUGAUCGGAAAGAGUUUCUCAAUGAGAUAGAGGCAUUAACACAAAUACGGCACCGAAACAUUGUGAAGCUACAUGGUUCUUGUUCAAAUGCACGACACUCGGUUUUGAUUUACGAGUAUCUUGAGAAGGGCAGCCUGGCCGAAAUCCUAAGCAAAGAAGAAGAAGCUAAAGAAUUGAACUGUAGUAGAAGGGUGAAUAUUGUUAAAGAUGUGGCGCAUGCCUUGUCGUACAUGCAUCAUGAUUGCUUACCGCCCAUUGUUCACAGAGACAUAUCAAGCAAGAAUAUUUUGCUGGAUUCUGAUUAUGUAGCGUAUGUUUCGGACUUCGGCACUGCUAAGCUUCUGAAGCUAGACUCAUCCAAUUGUACUGGCUUUGCAGGAACAUUUGGAUAUGUAGCACCAGAGCUUGCUUACACAAUGAAGGUGACCGAGAAAUGUGACGUGUAUAGCUUUGGAGUGUUGGCACUUGAAGUAAUCAAAGGAAAUCAUCCUGCUGAUUUCAUCUCUACUGCAUCGUCUCCCUCUGCUAACAUACAGCUGAAGGACAUAUUGGACCAACGCCUUUCAACGCCCACAGUUGAAGUUGAGGACCAACUGAAAAAGAUUGUAACUUGCGCAGCUGCUUGCUUACGUGCGAAUCCACAAUCUAGGCCAACCAUGAGGAUGAUUUCUCAGAUGUUAUCAGUCAGCUCGACUGUGCAGAUUCCUAGUACAGUUACACCUGGAGAACAUGAAAGGGUACUCUAAAUCAUAAGGCUAG